Tachyglossus aculeatus (Australian echidna) is the source of this 3766-nucleotide messenger RNA. RefSeq names its product TIA1 cytotoxic granule associated RNA binding protein like 1 (gene TIAL1). Gene Ontology annotation, cellular component: cytosol. The transcript is spliced from 12 exons. The coding region runs from base 52 to 1221 and encodes 389 amino acids. The record is from RefSeq and is a predicted model, not a curated record. Gene Ontology annotation, molecular function: mRNA binding; DNA binding. NCBI's taxonomy places the organism in Eukaryota, Metazoa, Chordata, Mammalia, Monotremata, Tachyglossidae.
CCCUCCUUCCCCUCCCCUUGUUUGUCCUAGGAGCUCCCCGUCGCACCCACCAUGAUGGAGGACGACGGGCAGCCCCGGACCCUCUAUGUAGGUAAUCUCUCCAGGGAUGUGACGGAAGUCCUUAUUCUUCAAUUAUUCAGUCAGAUUGGACCGUGCAAAAGCUGUAAAAUGAUUACAGAGCAACCCGAUAGCAGAAGGGUCAACUCUUCUGUUGGAUUUUCUGUUUUGCAGCAUACAAGCAAUGACCCAUAUUGCUUUGUGGAAUUUUAUGAACACAGGGAUGCAGCUGCUGCAUUAGCUGCUAUGAAUGGGAGAAAAAUUUUGGGAAAGGAGGUCAAAGUAAAUUGGGCCACCACACCAAGUAGCCAGAAAAAAGACACAUCCAAUCACUUCCAUGUAUUUGUUGGGGAUUUAAGCCCAGAAAUAACAACAGAAGAUAUCAAGUCAGCAUUUGCUCCUUUUGGUAAAAUAUCGGAUGCUCGGGUAGUUAAAGAUAUGGCAACUGGAAAAUCGAAAGGCUAUGGCUUCGUAUCGUUUUAUAACAAACUGGAUGCAGAAAAUGCAAUUGUGCAUAUGGGAGGUCAGUGGUUGGGAGGCCGUCAGAUAAGAACCAACUGGGCCACGCGUAAACCGCCUGCUCCUAAAACCACACAAGAAAAUAGCACGAAGCAGUUGAGAUUCGAAGAUGUAGUAAAUCAGUCAAGUCCAAAAAACUGUACGGUGUACUGUGGGGGAAUUGCCUCUGGAUUAACAGAUCAACUUAUGAGACAGACAUUUUCGCCUUUCGGGCAAAUUAUGGAAAUACGAGUUUUUCCAGAAAAAGGUUAUUCAUUUGUCAGGUUUUCAACCCACGAAAGCGCGGCCCAUGCCAUUGUUUCAGUAAACGGCACUACAAUCGAAGGGCAUGUUGUUAAAUGCUACUGGGGCAAAGAAUCACCAGACAUGACUAAAAACUUCCAGCAGGUUGACUACAGUCAGUGGGGCCAGUGGAGCCAAGUGUAUGGAAAUCCACAACAAUAUGGACAAUAUAUGGCUAAUGGGUGGCAAGUACCAUCUUAUGGAAUGUACGGACAAGCGUGGAACCAGCAAGGAUUUGGAGUAGACCAAUCUCCAUCUGCGGCCUGGAUGGGUGGAUUCGGUGCUCAGCCUGCUCAAGGACAAGCUGCCCCUGUAAUACCUAACCAAGCUGGAUAUGGUAUGGCAAGUUACCAAACACAGUGAGCUGGGACUCUGUUCAAACAAAAGGAUAAUUCACGAUAGGCUUCAGUUUCCAGUGACACGCUGAAGACGGGAACGCAGACAUCGGAAAACGGAAAUAUUUAUUUUAAAAAUGGAAAUGUUUGGAACCUUUAGCACAGCUUUGCUUUGGUGAAGAACACAAAUGUCUUCUAGUUCUGCCUUUUUUGUUCAUGAUGGAGAUGAACAUGAAUUUUCUUUGUGUAUAAAAAUGAAAAUAAAGUCAAUAAAGACAAUUCUGACUACAAAUUUUGAUAUAGUAGCAGGAGAAAUGGCUUAUGAAUUUUAAUUCUCAGAUUACCAUUCCAUUUUUUUCUGUUCUGUCUUCAGUGUUUGACAUCACUGUGUUUAAGAAAAAAAAAAAGAAAACGAAAAAAAAAUUGGGAAUUUAAAAUACGGUGAGACUCUCUUUAAUUUGAACCUAAAUCCUGAACCUUCUUUUUAAUGGUGGACCAAAUGUUAUGUAAGACAGUAUUUCUUCUUUCAGCAGAAACAAGUGUCAUUCAGAAGACAUAGAUAAUCUUGAAGUAAUUUUUAAAGAAUAUUUAAUUUUUUAUACACCUAAAGAAACUGAAGCCUGAUUGAUGCAGAAAUAUUGCAAUCGAAACUGAAGAAGAGUACUGUCUGAGUUACUUGAGUAAAUUCUGCGGUCCACAUUCAGGCACAUAUUAAACUUCAGAGAUGUUUUGCUUAUUAAAAAAUGUAGUAAACUGAAUUUAAUUUUGAGAAAUGUUUUUUGCAAGUAUGGUGGUUUUUUUAGUCAGGCAGUCAUACUUGUGCUUUUACAUAAAGUUUGAAAGCUACCACAUUGUAAAUAUUUAAUAACUACGAUGUUUUAAAAGCAUGCUCAAACCUAGAAGUAGCAAUGUAAUUAUUCAAAGUAAUACCUAAUACAUUCUGCUGCUCGAGAAGCAGUGGACUGACAAGAAUGUGCAAGACUGAUGUUUCCAAAGUUGGCUACUAUGUAAAAUUGCAUAAAAUACUAUACAAAGAAAGCCUUAAUUUUAAUUUCAUAAAUCUUUAAUGCAUCAGUGCAUUUUAAUGUCACUAGAAAGUUGAAAUUUGUUGCUUUACAUAUUUGGUAUGUAAAUACCUUGGUUUAAAAACCUUGUAAACCUAUUUCAAGGUUCCUAUAAGUUGUAUAGUAUGAGUGUUUUGAAAAGUCUUGGGGUGUUUUUUAAGUCUAGAAAUAUUUUGCCCAAGAAUUUUUUAACAAGAUUGUUAAAACAUCUUAUUUUAGACUAUUCAAUGUGCCAUUUGGUAAAUGGAGAUGCAGUUGAAGCAGUACGCUGAGUUGUGACUUUUUUUUUUAUUUUUUAAUGGAAGUUUUUGUCUUUAUGGGUGGUUUGCAUGUGAUGAACUUGUAAAGAGGCUGGGUUGCUUGUAUACUGAGUGUGUAAACGGAUAAAUAGUGAAGGUGUUUUAAGAACUAACCGGGAGCUAUUUAUGAAUCAUUUUGUAGUUGGCCCGGGAAAAACUGCCUCCAUGAAUUUGUAGCUGAACCAGAAUUGCAUUUGGAUAGAUCCCCAUGUGCGUGGUGUGUGGCAGCUACAGGGUGCAACUGUUUCAGCUGUGAUUCUUGAAUACACUGUAGUAUUAAGGCAGAAGGCAUCAAAAACUAAGGAAAUAUAUUUAGCCAUCGAGUAAGGUGACCUUAAUUUGAAUGGGAGGAGUUACAAAAGAAACACUAGUCAGCGCAUCUACAUUCCUCUGUUCCAAAAACUGCCCGACUGUCUUCUGUUCAGGUAUUCUGAGGGAUUCUGGGGCUUUAAAAAUAUUUUGUAUUUGACCCCAAGAGCUGAAGGCAUUUCUGUUGAAACGGAGCAGCUGGCGGAAGCCAGGUACACCUGAGUUCUCCUGCUCGAUCUGCCAGGAUAGCCUUUUCUGAGUGAAUUGCUGCUCUAUAUCAAAAGAUACCGAGUUAGGUCAUUACUUUGGUUGAAUGCCGAUGUCCGCGUGUACAGGUGUAUGCUAGAAUUUAAUAAAAAAAAAUUCAGAGCUGCAGGUACAUCACCAACCCUAAAUGGGCGUGCGACUGAAGUGUCCUUGGUUUUAGUCUAAAGGAGAUUCCGUGAUCUCUGUCCGUGAAAAGCGUUUCGCAAUAUUUAGGUGACCAUUUUUUUUUAUCAAGCUGUCAACAAUGGUACCGUUUGUUUUCAAAACAUACUUAGGCUACCACAGAUUUUAGUGUUUCCCAGCUGUGGACUAACGGGAGGAUUCUGUACUGCCGAGAUCCUAAAUAAGAAUGGUUUCCUUUCUUUUUGAUAGUGUUCAUAUCUCAACAGAGAUUGCCGUUGGCACGGAAAACCUCGUCCAGACUUUUGUGGAGGUUAUCACCGUGACGUGUUUUGAUCAGCCAUCCUCAUUGCUCCAGGAGUCUAUUUAUCAGUACCUAUCCCCAUGUCAUCACAAGUUGAUUUCAAAGAACAUUGGCAAUAAGUGGCCAAAGUCACUGGCGUAUAACUUAUGCCAAAGUUGUAAACCAGAUUUGAAGAAAGUCUUUCAAUAAAGACUGACUUAUACGACUUAA